UCCUUAGGGUUGCACACUCAAUUGGCGCCGCACUCUAAUUAAUCUGCGGCCUCUUCACCUCGAAAUCAGCCGCAGCAGCUGCCGAUGCCUCGCUUCCUCCGGUGUCGGCCCUCUGUAGCAGCUGCCGAUGCCUAACGGUCUCUCUCUCUCUUUUCCGCUGGUCGACGUCGCCCCGUAUCAGUGCAGUCCAUCAUUUCCUGCCUAGUCUUGGCCCAUCGGUGUAGCAGCUGCCGACGAUUAAUAGCAGACAAAGAUGUCGUCUGAACCCUCCCAGAACCCCGCUGCCGCCGAAGAGUCGGGCGAGAAGAAGCUCUCCAAGAAGGAGCUUGCCAAGCUGGAGCGCCUGCGCAAGCGCCAAGAAGCAGCCGCCGCCGCUGCCGCCACAUCUGCUGCAGCCCUCACCCUCGAAGAUGAGGACCCACUGGCGGUCAAUUACGGCGAAAUUCCGGCCAACGACCUACAAUCGAAGGCAGUAACGGGGAGAAAAUUGACGCAGGUCAAAUAUUUGACCGACGAGCUCAAGGACAAGGCGGUGCAAAUACAGGGCCACGCGCAGGCGAUUCGUGCCGUGGGGAAGAAGAUGUCGUUCUUGGUUGUGAGGGAGGAGUGCUUCACUGUGCAGUGCGUAUUGACUGUGGCCCAGGAUUUGGUAAGCCCCCAGAUGGUGAAGUUCGCCAACAGUUUGAGCCGGGAGAGCAUUGUUGAUAUCGAAGGGAUUGUUUCUGUGCCCUCUCAGCCGAUCACCGGUGCCUCGCAGCAGGUGGAAAUUCAAGUGAGGAAACUCUAUUGUGUUAGCAAGGCUGUUCCUAUUCUGCCUUUCAAUAUUGAAGACGCUGCAAGAAGCGAGGCUGAGAUUGAGAAGGCUUUGCAGGCAGGUGAGCCACUUGUUCGUGUAAAUCCAGAUACUCGCUUGAAUAACAGAUUCUUCGACUUACGCACUCCUGCUAAUCAAGGAAUAUUUGGAGUCGAAAGUGAAGUUGAGAACAUAUUUAGGCAAUUUAUGUUAUCAAAAGGUUUCUGUAAAAUCCACACACCAACAUUGACUGCGGGUUCUAGUGAAGGUGGUGCAGCUGUGUUUAGAUUCGAUUACUUUGGAAAACCUGCUUGUUUGGCACAGUCACCUCAGUUAUUUAAACAGAUGGCCAUCAGUGGUGGUUUUAGCCGUGUGUUUGCGAUUGUUCCAGUAUUCAGGGCAGAGAACUCUUCCACUCACCGACAUUUGUGUGAGUUUAUUGGUCUUGAUGUGGAAAUGAGGAUUGAGAAGCACUAUUCAGAGGUGAUGGACAUUGUCGAUUGCUUAUUUGUUGAAAUGUUUGACAGAUUGAAUGAGAGAUGUGCUAAGGAGCUUGAAUUUAUUAAUAAGCAAUAUGCAUUUGAAAAUCUAAAGUACUUACGGAAGACCUUACGACUUACAUUUGAGGAGGGGGUUCAAAUGCUUAAGGAAGCUGGCAUAGAAAUUGAUCCUUUUGGAGAUCUCAACACAGAAACAGAGCGAAAGCUUGGCCAGCUUGUCCUAGACAAGUACGGUACCGAGUUCUACAUACUUCAUCGCUUUCCUCUAGCAGUUCGACCAUUCUAUACGAUGCCAUGCCCUGAUAAUCCAAAGUAUAGCAAUUCAUUUGAUGUUUUCUUACGAGGUGAGGAAAUCAUAUCAGGAGCUCAGCGUAUUCACGAGCCCGAGUUUUUGGCGGAGCGUGCACGAGCAUGCGGGAUUGACGUCAACACUAUAUCAACUUACAUUGAUUCCUUCAGGUACGAGACGCCACCUCAUGGUGGAUUUGGAGUGGGAUUGGAGCGGGUGGCGAUGCUUUUCUGUGCGCUUGACAACAUUCGUAAAACAUCGUUGUUUCCUCGUGAUCCACGGAGAAUCUUUCCUCAUGAUCCUAUACCACCUUUCACUAUUGAAGACACGGCAAGAACCGAGGCUGUAAUUGGGAAGGCUUUGCAGGUGGGCGAGCAACUUGUCUUGGAUAACAGAGUCCUUGACUUACGCACUUCUGCUAAUCAAGGAAUAUUUCGAGUCAAGUGUCAAGUUGAUAACAUAAUUUGCCAAUUUUUGGUGUCCAAUAGUUUCCGUUCGAUCCACACACCAAAAUUGAAUGUGGAUUCUGGCGAAGGUGGUGCAAAUGUCUUUAGAUUGGAUUACUUUGGAACACCUGCUUGUUUGGCACAAUCAACUCAGGUUUAUAAACAGAUGGCCGUUUGUGGUGGUUUUAGACGUGUGUUUGAGAUCGGUCCAGUAUACAAUGCAGAGGUCCCUUCUACUCACCGGCAUCUGUGUGAGUUUAUUGGUCUUGAUGUUGAAAUGAGGAUUGAGGAGAACGAUUCAGAGGUGAUGGACAUUGUCGAUCGCUUAUUUGUGGAAGUAUUUGACAGAUUGAAUGAGAGAUGUGCGAAGGAGCUUGAAGCUGUCAAUGAGAAGUAUCCGUUUGAAAAUCUCAAGUACCUACGGAAGACCUUACGACUUACAUUUGAAGAAGGGGUGCAAAUGCUUAAGGAAGCUGGCAUAGAAGUUGAUCCUUUUAGAGAUCUCAACACAGAAACACAGCGAAAGCUUGGCCAGCUUGUCCUAGACAAGUAUGGUACUGAGUUCUACAUACUUCAUCGCUACCCUCUAGCAGCUAGACCAUUCUAUACAAUGCCAUGCCAGGAUAAUUCAAAGUAUAGCAAUUCGUUUGAUGUCUUCAUUCGAGGUGAGAAAGUGAUAUCAGGAGGUCAGCAUAUUCACGAGCAAGAGCUUUUGGCAGAGCGUGCACGAGCAUGCGGGAUCAACGUCAACACUAUAUCGACAUACACUGAUUGCUUCAGGUGUGGGGCAGCACCUCAGGGUGGAUUCGGAGUGGAAUUGGAACGCGUUGUGAUGCUUUUCUGUGCGCUGGACGACGUUCAUAAAACAUCACUUUUCCCACGUGAUCCGCGGAGAUUAGAACCUUGAUUAAGGAUGUUCAUAUACUACAUGAGAUUUCCAGUUAGAGUCAUUAGGUCAUAGGAUAUUUUUCUUAGGCGCAACUCCUUCUUCUAGAAGCUUCAUUCGUGUGUCGAGAAGACGGCUCAAUCAGGACACUAGCUAGGUCUUAUUAGUUAGUGUCCUGAUUGAGCCAUCUUCUGGCAGCUAGAUGUAAAGUGUUGAUAUAAAAGUAGAUUGUUUCUUCUUCUUAAGAAGAAAUGCAGUUUUGGGUUAGAAAUUGAUCAAUUUCAGCUAUAGAGGUUGAAGAUACAAUGA
Salvia miltiorrhiza (redroot sage) is the source of this 3223-nucleotide messenger RNA. RefSeq names its product aspartate--tRNA ligase 1, cytoplasmic-like. The coding region runs from base 254 to 2935 and encodes 893 amino acids. Gene Ontology annotation, cellular component: cytoplasm; aminoacyl-tRNA synthetase multienzyme complex; cytosol. The record is from RefSeq and is a predicted model, not a curated record. Gene Ontology annotation, molecular function: ATP binding; aspartate-tRNA ligase activity; RNA binding. The transcript is spliced from 19 exons. Gene Ontology annotation, biological process: aspartyl-tRNA aminoacylation. NCBI's taxonomy places the organism in Eukaryota, Viridiplantae, Streptophyta, Magnoliopsida, Lamiales, Lamiaceae.